AGUCGACCAGACUCAUCCCACAUCACGCGCAGCGAAGAUUGCAUCUUUGCAUGUGUCAAUUUUCCCUAGGCUACAGUAUCUAUAAUAAUUUUUUUUUAAAGCCUGUGGUAUAUAUAUCCUUGUAGGUUAUAUGGUUUCAGUCUUAACGUACUUUCUUUCGUAUAUCCCCAUAAUUUUGUUAUUUCGUCCGUCUCCUGUACACGUAUAUCAUCUGUGUAGGCCUACGCUCGGUGAGCGUGAAUCAGCUAAUUCAUUUUGCAUUUGUUGCUAGGUUACGUACUUCGUUGUUAGUAUUGCUAGGCCUAGGCUCGCUAUAGUUAUGGCGCCGGGUAAAAAUUCUAAGAAAUCCUCAUCUCCUCCCCCUGACCUUAAUCAGGGUAGUAGUAAUGCACAACCAGCUGGUGCUGGUAAUAAUAGUUACCUAUCGCCGUUAAAAGUUGAAUUACCACCAUUCUUUGUUGAGAAUGGAACUGAGGCUUUCAGUGUUUGGUGCCGUAGACUUGAGGUGGCUUUGGAUGCAUUGCCAAUGGCUACUCCCAUUGAUAUGGUUAAACUAUUGCCAUCUAGACUUUCCGGUGCAGCUUUUAACUACUGGGAUAAUUUGGCCCCUGCUAUUAAAAAUAACUAUCCGGAGGCAAAGGCUUGCUUGACCAAGGUGAAUGAGGAAGCUGUAUCACCCUUCCGUGUUACUAGAACUGGCAGAAAAGUGAAGCCACCUUCCAGAUUCCUGGAAUAACUGCGAAUGUAUGACUAUAUGUCAGCACCACUUACACAUGUAGUGUAUUACAUGAAUUUACAGUUACAAAAAAAACAAAAAAAAACAAAAAACAAAAAACAAAAAACAAAACAGAAAAAAAACCAGAACGAACAAACACAGAACAGAAACAGAGGGACAACCAGAAACAACAGUACCACAACAACAAAGCGAAAGCAUGCCCAGGGGAGCGUACCGGUCGCGCGCGUAAUUUUUUUACGCAUGUGGUUAUAGAAGUUAGGAUUUGUUUUUUUUCCAGGUUUUAGUGUUAGUGGCAUGAGGGUCUUUUCUUUUUGUUUAUGGGGAAUUGAAACCGUCCAUGCGCGCGCGUAAUUUUUUUUUACGCAGAUGUUAUAACAGUUAGGAUUUUGUUUUUCUUUUGGUUCUAGUUUAGCUGGUGUUUGGGCCAUUCCUUGCUUGCGCGGCUUGUGCGAUUGUUGAAUUGAUUCUGAUAAACUUAAUAAUUUUCACCGUUUCUGAUACUACUACAAGUUCCAUGGAUUAUUGUUUGCAGAUAAUUUUUUUUAAAUUUAUUUGGAGGGGAUUAUUGUUUUCUUAUUUUUCUUCUUCAUAUAUGGUACCA
Messenger RNA from Anneissia japonica, 1337 nucleotides. RefSeq lists its product as uncharacterized. The coding region runs from base 320 to 736 and encodes 138 amino acids. The transcript has 2 exons. The record is from RefSeq and is a predicted model, not a curated record. NCBI's taxonomy places the organism in Eukaryota, Metazoa, Echinodermata, Crinoidea, Comatulida, Comatulidae.